Molecule: messenger RNA, 4497 nt
Organism: Psammomys obesus (fat sand rat)
Lineage: Eukaryota; Metazoa; Chordata; Mammalia; Rodentia; Muridae
Gene: Spata31h1
Product: chromosome unknown C2orf16 homolog
Exons: 6
Coding region: 1-4497 (1498 amino acids)
Source: RefSeq, a predicted model, not a curated record
AUGGGCACUCCACCCCACAGAAAUUUAGGAGUUAACACAAUCCAGGAAGAAACCACUCUACUGAAAAAGGAUCCAAAGCAUGUGUUAGAGCUGAGUAUAGGACAGAGGGUCCAAGGUCUUCCAGAAAAAAGGAUAAGGCUGCAAAAGCCACAAGUAACCAAUGUGGAACUGACACCCAAGGCACCGUGUUCAGCCUCAGACAGCAUAAAGGUCACGCCAUUGGCGUUGCUUCAGGUCAUGGACUCCAUGGGAAUGAUCCCAGAAUCACACUCCGAGGUGAUAGAGUCUGUGGGACUUUCCCCACAGCCACCAAAACAAGUGGAAACAGUUCAGGUCAGAGACUCCAUGAGCAUGAUGCCACAACAUCAAGGCACAGGGUACGUGUCAUCAACCCCAGGACCGCCUCAUCAGGGCAUGGAACCUUCAAAGUUCACCCUACAGCACCAAGACUUAGACUAUACAGAGGAGUUACAAGGAGAUAGAAAGAUAAUGGAGUUGACCCCAAGACCAUCACUUGAAGAUACAGAAUCUGUGAACUUGGCCCCAAAACCACAUUCACAAAACACCACCUCUGAUAAAAGAAUCCACGUCCUGGUCCUGGAAGAUAUGAAGACUCCAUUGGUAGAAGGUGGGAGUUUAAUUCCUGAGGACCUGGUGGAAAGUAUGAAAGUUUGUGAAUCUAUCCCAAGCAUACAACUUGAUGCAGUAAAAUCUCCAGAAGUGAGCCCUGACUCCAGCCAUCACUUCCUAGAAUCUGAAGGGCUCAUCCUACAGCAGCAAGCCUCAGAAGCAAGAGUGACCUCUGAUACUUGUCAUCAGGUGGAAGAAUCUGUUGAGUUGAUACAAUCAUCACCACCAAUGACUCCAGCACCAUUGAGCCAAACCUCAGAAUCUAUGGAGAUGAGCUUACCACCGCUCCAAGAAACUAGGACUCUUGAAACUAGGACCAACGUUGUAAAAGGGAUAGAAGAGACCCUAGAAUCACAAAACACGAUUAAAGAUAGUCUGGAUUUGCUACCAGAAUCAGAAGUGCCAAAUAAAAACUCAGAAGUGAUGGCCCCAGAGCCACAGCCCCCAGAUGUGAAGUUGGCUCAUGUGACUCUAGAAUCUUGUCCAGAAGUUACUAACCCAUUAGAUGUGACUCUGAGAUCAGAAUAUGAAGACACAGAAAGUGUCGGAUUGACUUUGCCUAAAGUCAAUGAUAACCAGGGGAACAUUGUAGAAGCAUAUUCAGAAGUGGUAUCUCUGGAGCUGAGUCUAGAAUCAGGAGUGCGAUGUAAGGAAUCAGAGUCAUUUGCAAAAAAUUUGAAAUCUCCAGAAUUAAUCUCUGAAUCAUCUGAACUACUUGUAGAAUCUAUGGAAUUAACUGUAGGACCCAAACCACAGGUUGAAGAUGUGACCGUGGGGCCAGAGCUCCACAAAGGAAUGUCUAGGCAAAUGGAUACAGAAUCACACUUGCAAGAUGAACAAUCUGUGAAUUUAAUACAACAGCCAUCUGUAGGAGUGGUAGAUCCUGAAAAGACAAAACCAGAGCCCGGGCUACAGAGUUUAUCACCAAAGGAAUCGAUCGAGGGGACACAGCUUCCAAACAUGAAAUCCGUGGAUUUCAAUCUAGGCCCACAACAGCCCAUUGCCAAGUCAGGAUUGAUUCCAGGGCCACAACUGCAAAGUGUCAGACUUCCAAAGUUAUAUCAAGGGGGGCUACUUCUUCAAGAGGGAAAGCCUGCAAAUUUAGUCUCAAAUUAUGGUGUGAAAUCUGAUGAAGUGAUAUCAUGUUCCCCUGUGCCAGAAGUCAGGUCAUCAGAUUUUAUUCCAGGGCCAAAGGUCCCAGAACCACAACCACAACACAUGACACCUCUGGACAUAAACCUAGGGCCGAGCUUGCAGGAUGUGAAAUUUUCUGAUCUAAUCCCACAGCCUGAGCACCAUGGUUUCAGAUAUGUACAGUUUAUACCAGGGAUUCAGCCUCAGGAGGGGAAAUCUCAGGGAUUUAUGCCAGAAUCACUUUUGCCAUUAAGUGAAGAGCCUCCACUUAAAGAUAUGAAGCUUGCUCUGCCUACAGAAGAAUCUGCGCUUCACAGCAUGAAAUCUGCAACACAACCCUCUGAAUUACAGUGUCCAACUGUGGUAUCUGAGCGGGUAAGCCCAGGACUGUGGCAACAAGAUAACAAAAUUUCUGAGUUGGCUUCAAGGCCAAAACUUCAAGCGGUCAAAUUUGGGGAGCAAACCCCAGGAUCAGUGUUUGGUAGUAUAAGUGCUAGGACUCCAGAAUUUGGGAUACAUGAUCCCAAACUAGCAAAGAUGACUCCAGGGUUACAAGAUACGAGGCAGGUGAGUUUUAACUCAGGGCCAUGGCUGCAAGAUGUCAAAUUUUUUGAUGUGAUACCAGGAACUCAACCUCAAGGUAUGAAAACUUCAGAGGUAAACUCAGGGCCACAGUUAGAAUGUGUAAAAAUGUUUGAGUUGACCACACAGCCAGAAAGACAAGAGAUGAAGUCAAAGUUGGUAGUGCAAGAGCCACUGUUUCAAGAUGUAAAAUAUGUCACAGAGAAUCAAGUACCAAGCUUUAAAGACAAAAUGCUUAAUAAAAUGUCAUCUGAGCCACAGAUAUCAAAUGCAGAAUCAAUGAAAUUGACUCCUGGGAUACACUUAGCGCACACAGACCAUUCUAAGUUAAUCAGAGGACCAAAGGCCCAAACUAUAGAAUCUUCUGAAAUUAUCCAAGGACAGCAUUUUGGAUAUAUAAAACCUGUGGAAAAGAUCACAGUCUCAAAGCAUGUAGAGCUGACAUCUCCGGAAUUACCAUUAGGGCUACAGUUGGGAGAAAUGAAACCUAUGGAGUUAAGGGCAAGGUCAGAGCUGGGACAAGUCGAAGUUAUUCCGUCAACCCCAGGAAUGCAAGCAGGAGAUAGGAAACAUGAACCUUUGCCAAGUACGAACCCUUGUCAGUUGGCUGCAGCAUCACAGAUAGGCCAAUUGAAAGCCUCAGAGUCAACACUGGAGCCACAGCUUCAAGGUGUUAAAACUAUGCCACUAAAUACGGAACCACAAAUUGGAAGCACAAAGUCUAUUCAAUGGAUACCAAUAUCUGAGUUUCAAGGCCCGAAAGGCACAGCACCAAACUUCAGGUCAAAGUUUGCCAGACCUACACAACUGAAGCUGCCUAUGCAACGGAGAGGUGUGAGGCCAUCUGAAUUGGGUGCCAGGUCAAACACUAGGGGAGAAAAAUGUGUUGCAUUUCAUCUUGAGCCACAGUUGCGGGGAGUAAAAACCUCUCCACCAACAAUAGGGCUGCAGAAAUCAAAAACUUCUACCUUAACUCCAGAGCCCCAGGUUCAAGGUAGCAAAGCCUUGAAGCUAAAUGAAGAGCCACAGGUUGAAGGUGUACGGUCUGUUCAGUGGAUACCUGGACCCGAGUUCCACAGUGUGAAGUUUUUAGGAUUAAAUCGUGGAUCACCGUAUCAAGGUGCCAAAUCUGCAGAAAGGAAAGCAUCCGCACUGUUGGAAAGUGGGAAGGCAUCUGAAGUGACUGUGGGGUCAAAACCUCAAGGGAGAAAAUCUGUUGAUUUUGACCUCGGGUCACAUGAACAGAAUGUGGUGAAGAGCCCUGAGUUGUCUCCAGGACCAGAGCAACAAAAAGGGGAAGGCUAUACAUCAACUUCCAAGCCCCAGCUUCAAAGUAUCAAAACUGUGGAGCUGAAGGAAGAGCCACAGGUCGAGGGUGUACGGUCUGUUCAGUGGAUACCCGGACCUGAGUUCCAUGGUGUGAAGUUUUUAGGAUUAAAUCGUGGGUUACCAUCUCAAGGCACCAAAUCUACAGAACGGAUACCAUCCAUACUGCUGGGAGGUGGGAAGCCAACUGAACUGACUGUGGGGUCAAAACUUGAAGGGAAAAAACCUGUGGAUUUUAACCUAGGACUAGAGCUACGAAAAGGAGGCAAGUGUGCAUCAAUUUCAGAGCUACAGUCUCGGGGUGUGAAAACUGUGCCGUUGCACCAUGGGCCACAGCUUGAAAAUACAAAAUCUAUUCAGUGGAUUCCAGUGUCUGACUUCCAAGUUAAGAAAUCUAUGCCAAAUCUUGGGUUACAAUCCAAAGACAUCACAGCCAAAGAGUUAAAACCCUCAAUGCAACUAAGAGAUGUGAAGACACCUGAUGAAUUGAUUACAAGGCCCAAGAUAAAAGGUAAACAACCUUCCGUGUCAGCUCAGGAAUAUUCAUCUCACAGGUUCAAAACUAUUGAUUUUAAACCCGAGCUACAGUUUAGAGAUAUGAAAGCAUAUGACCCAGCCUUAAGGUCAAAGGUCAGUGAUAUAAAUUCAAUGACAUUUAAACCUGGGUUUUAUUUAGAAGAUAAGAACUCUGCUAAAUUGACCCCUGCAAUAGUGAAAUCCUUAGAGUCACACCCAGGAACACAGCCUCAAGAUGAACAAAAGUUCAAGAUAUCAACUCUGAUCCACAACUUCAAGUUUAUCAAGAUGCAGGAUCCUCAGAAAUGA